This is a messenger RNA of Callithrix jacchus (white-tufted-ear marmoset), 4249 nucleotides long. NCBI's taxonomy places the organism in Eukaryota, Metazoa, Chordata, Mammalia, Primates, Cebidae. The record is from RefSeq and is a predicted model, not a curated record.
CACGCCGAGCUGCAGGUAGGAUUUACCUAAAAGGAUACAGGGAUGUAGAUAAGGAGGAAGUGAGCUCCCCGUCCCAUGAGGUAUGCAAGCAGAGGCUAGCUGCCUCGCUUUCAGGGAUGCUGCAGAAGGCAUUUCCACAUCCCUCAGAGGUGACCUCGCUUCCACUCUGAGCCCUGAGAAUCCCUGAGCGAGGGGAAGUCUGGGCUGGGAGAAGAGUCCACCCCUAAGGGGAAAGAGUUAAGCAGGGCUGCGCUCCUGUGGGCGGGCUUGCGAUCGGCAGCGCCGGGCUCUGUUAGCCGAGUCUGAGCAUCUCGGAGGAUGCGGCGCGGCGAGCGGCUGCAGGGACGCGCGCAAGGUGAACGCGGGGGCUGCGGCGCGCAGGUGAGGAGCUGGCCCAGGGAGGGGGGGCGAUGGCGGGGCCCUGGCGGGGAGCGUGGCCUGCUGCCCCCUUCGCGGGCGCGGGCGACCAGGCCUACACGGCGCCCACCCCCAUCCUGGACACUGCGGGAAGGCGCGGAGCCAGGGAGAGAGGAGACGGAGGAGGAGAAGGAGGAGGAGGAGAGGCUCAUCCAGUGAGGACUGGAAGUUGGGGGCUUUAGGCCCAGGCAUCGGAGUAGACCAUGGCCUCCAGCCCAUGGGGCUGUAUAUGUGGCCUCCUGCUGUUGUUGCUGCUGCCGCUUCUGGGGACUGGCCCUGCCCUGGGCAGGGGCUUUCCCAGGCCACUUGAAAACUCUGAAACCCCUACGAUCCCCGGAGCCCACCCCAAGGGUUCUGUGGGCUCAGAGCCCCAGGACUUAGACAUCUUCCAGGAGAACCGCAGAGCUGAGAGUUACAGGAACUCUGAUGUCCACCAUGCCCCUGCUGCAGAGUUGCCUGAGAAGCCUAUGGCCUCUCCCCUUGGCCCAGCCCUGUUUGUGCCCAAAGCAGCCUCCGGAGCUCAGAGAGAACAACUCUCAGUAACUGAUGACCUCCAGAUGGCUCCAGGGCCAAGUUCCCAUGGCUGGACAGGACCUCUGGACUCACAAGAGCUUCUGGAACAAGAAGCAGUGGCUCCCCACCCAGUGGGUCCCCCUCAUCUUACUUUCAUCCCCACAACCCCCAGACUUCAACUCAGGGUAGCCACAGUUCCUCCCUCCCUGCAGCAUGGAGGCCAAGAGGGACAGCGGCCACCUAGAGAUGAGGGUCUGAAGGCCAAAACCAAGAGCUGGGUCCCACCUACUUCUCCCUCAGACUACCAGGGCCCAUCCCACACCCUUGUUCCCCACGCAGGCACUGUCAAGAGGCCAGUGCUGGAAGGACAGGGUGGGUUUGCAGAGUACUUCCCAGACUUCCAGGAGGCAGGUCAAGGCCCCUUCUUCACCCAGCGGGAUCCAGCAGGCCCUGAUGUUGGCUCGGUAUCCCCAGCUGAGGUGGCCUACUCACAGGAGCCAGGGGGCCAGCCAGACUUGGCAUUGGCCAGAAGCCUUCCUCCUGUUGAGGAGCUGCCAGUCGAGACCCCCAAGAGGGCUGGAGCUGAAGCGGCCUGGGAAGUCAGCUCCCCAGGUCCCCCGCCUAAGCAGGGUGACCUCCCUGACGUUAAGGAUUCACCAGGACCCCAGCCCACGGCUCCUCCUGCCUCAGAGGCUCCUGAUGGGCAGUCCAAGCCAGAGAUAGCAGCAAUGAAUGGAGCAGAGCCCAUCUCCCCACAGCGGGUGAGAGGAGCUGUAGAGCUCCCAGGCACCCCCAAGUCCCUCAUCCCUGGUCCCUCAGACCCUGGCCCAGCUGCAAACCGAACAGAGAGCCCCAUGGGGGCCCUGCAGCCAGAUGAAGCCGAGGAGUGGCCGGGGCGCCCCCAAAGCCAUCCCCCAGCACCCCCAGUCCAGGCCCCCUCUACGUCACGCCGGGGCCUCAUUCGAGUCACCACGCAGCGAGCCCUGGGCCAACCUCCCCCUCCGGAGCCUUCAGCCAGCUCCAUGGCUUCAGCUCCUGCCUCCAGUCCCCCAGCCAAUGCCACUGCACCCCCGCUACGCUGGGGACCCCUGCGGCGGGUGCUGAGCUUCUCCUGGGAGCUGCACGUCUACGGGGUGGGGGUGCUCUUUCUGCUGCCCGCGAUGUUGGCGCUGGCUGCGCUGGCAGCCGCCCCGUCAGGGCCCCGGCUGGCAUUGGUGACAGCAGUGCUGGUGUUGGUGGCUUCGGGGCUGCGAUCCGCCUACAUGCUGACCGACCCUUACGGCUCGCAGGCGCGACUGGGCGUUCGCGCUGGCCUGGUGCUCUACAACCUGCCCUUCCCCUUGCUGCUCACAGCGCUGGCCGCCCUGACGCUGCUCGGCCUGGGCGUGGGGCUGCCGCCACCGCUGCAAAACCCACUCCUGCUGGGAGCAGUGGCGUUGGUGCAUGGUGUGGGUUUGCUCGCAACAGACCUGCUGUCCCCAUGGUCUGCACUCAACCUCCUGACGCAGGGCUUGUCGUGCGCCUGGGGCGCGGCCGUGGCUCUGGGCACGCUCUGCCUGUGCCGUCGCCGCCUGCUGGACGGGCCGCGGGGCUGGGAUGUCAGCCCUGGCCCUCGGCUGUUGGCCGUAGCGGGAGCGCUGGGGCUGCUGGCCAGCGGCUUGCAGCUGGCGGCCGCGCUCUGGCUGUACCCGGGCCCAGGCCGCGUGGGCCGCUUCUCGUGGGCCUGGUGGGGUGUCCACUUCUGGCUGCGCCUCCUGGAGCUGACAUGGGCGCUCACCUUGGCGCUGGCCGCUGUGGCUGCCGCGAGACCCAGGCCGCCCACGGAGCACGCUUGCUGGGCUAAGCUGAUGCGUCUGGCGUGCCCGGCGCCGUCGGGAAAGAGCGAGGUGCCGGAACGUCCCAAUAACUGCUACGCGGGGCCCAGCGGCAUUGGUGCAGGCAGCUUGGACAUCAGCAAGAGCCUCAUCCGCAACCCGGCGGAGAGUGGGCAGCUGGCCACACCCAGUUCAGGCGCCUGGGGCUCGGCUGCGUCGUUGGGUCGCGGACCCCAGGGUGGCCCAGGACUGUCCUGCAACGGUGUAGGUCCGGUGCCAUCGCUGAGCGAGCUGGAUCUGCGGCCGCCCUCGCCCAUCAACCUUAGCCGCAGCAUCGACGCCGCACUUUUCCGCGAGCACCUGGUGCGAGACAGUGUGUUCCAGCGCUGCGGCCUCCGCGGCCUGGCCUCCCCGCCGCCUGGAGGUGCUCUGCGGCUGCGCCGGGGCAGCCACCCCAAAGCCGAGUUCGACGACGCGGGCUCCACGCUCCGCGGCCGCUGCAGGUCGCUCAGUGAUAUGCGCGUGCGCGGGCCGGUCCCACGGCACGUAGUGGAUGAGCCCGACGGGGCGGCCGCGGCGGCUUCUGGCAGCUCCCUGGACAGCUUCUCCAGGGGUUCACUCAAGAUCAGUUGGAACCCCUGGCGCCAUGGGCUGUCAUCGGUGGACAGUCUGCCCCUAGAUGAGUUACCCAGCACUGUGCAGCUACUGCCUGCCCCUACCCCAGUCCCUGACUCUACCGCCGCUCGGCCCGGGGGCGGCCAGGGAGAUGUCCCGCCGCGCGGCAAGCCCGGGGAAUCCCGCAGCGCCUCCAGUGAUACCAUCGAGCUUUGAGGAACGGUCCUGACGCAGGGCCAGGACCCUGACGAUGCACACAAGGCAUGGCCUACUGAGACAGUUGAGCCUUUAAAAAAUGGGCAUCCUGGCCUGGCCCACUGGCUCAUGCCUGUAAUCCCAGCUCUUUGGGAGGCCGAGGCGGGCGGAUCACAAGGUCAGGAGUUCGAAACCAGCCUGGUCAACAUAGUGAAACCCCCUAUCUACUAAAAAUACAAAAAAAUAAUUAGCCGGCUGUGGUGGCAUGUGCGUAGUCCCAGCUACUUGGGAGGCUGAGACUGGAGAAUUGCUUUAACCUGAAAGGCAGAGGUUGCAGUCAGCCAAGACCAUGCCAUUGCACCCCAGCCUGGGUGACAAGCGUGAGACUCCGCCUCAAAAUAAAUAAAUAAAUAAAUAAAAGGCAUCCCCAGUCCUCCACUGGACCACAGUUCCCAGGGACAGCCAGGUGUGAACCCACCCCACCCCAUUUUUUGUUUUUAAUAUUUCUAAUUUUUUUUCAGCCAGUAUUUUGCACAGAGGCCAUGUCCUAUGUGGAAUACAGGGUGGAUGUGCAUGGAUUUGGGCAUGAGGAACAGGGAGCAGGUGCCCCAUACUCUCCAAUGUGGAGUGAUAAGCCUCACUUGUCUAGAUUGACUGUCCUCUUUGUGCCAAAGAAAUAAACCCUUAGGAAUUGG